AUGGAAACAUCUUGGGGUGGAACUCAACUUCAGGGGAAUCUUGAAGAGGAAAUACGAUAUUACUUCACUGCUACAAAAAAUUACACGAGCUCCGUUAAAGCCGCAGCAAAGGCUGCACAUCACCCGCGUGGUGCAUUAAAUGUCGUUUUGGAAGCAGGAUAUAGACAUAUUGACGCAGCACCAGUGUACGAAAAUGAAGGGAUAAUUGGUAAAGUUCUUAAAAAAUGGUUUGAUUCUGGAAAAAUUAAACGAUCUGAAAUCUUCGUCGUCACAAAGAACAUAUCUAUGACGGCUUAUUCGCCGCUUGGCUCGCGGGGGCUUGUUAAAUUACUGAAUAAAACAGAAGAGAUUCCAGAUAUGCUACAAAAUGAUGUCGUAUGUAAAAUAGCAAAGGAAUACGGAAAAUCAUCGGCAUAAAUUUUACUACGAUAUAUUGUGCAAAAUAAAAUCAUCGUUAUCUCAAAAAGUACGAAUCCUCAGAGAAUUCAAGAGAAUAUACAAUUAUUCAAUUGGGAACUUAAAUCAGAAGAUAUGAAGAAACUGACAAACCUGGACCUUGGUGAAGCUGAUUUUUUACUCAUCAUUCAGUACUCUUUCGAACCACAAGGUCAAAGAUUACACAUCAUGAUACAAAAAUUCAAGAUUACCUUCAUAUCUCGAUAA
Habropoda laboriosa is the source of this 663-nucleotide messenger RNA. RefSeq names its product 3-oxo-5-beta-steroid 4-dehydrogenase-like. The transcript has 4 exons. Gene Ontology annotation, molecular function: oxidoreductase activity. The record is from RefSeq and is a predicted model, not a curated record. Lineage: Eukaryota; Metazoa; Arthropoda; Insecta; Hymenoptera; Apidae.